AUGAAAGAGAUUCUCCAAAAUGUAAUGGUUACAAAUGAAAAGAAAGAAAAUUGCCCAAACUGUCAUGAAAAAUGGAAUAUUUAUUGUCAAUUUUGCCCUACUUGUGAGCUCCCUCCAUGGUCAAGCAACAAUAAUAAAAUUGAUAAAAUCAUUAAAGAAUCUCAAGUUGAAAUUUAUAGAUUUAGUGCUUUCCUUGAGUGGAUUGCCUACGAAGAAUUUAGUGAAAUAGAAUUAAUUGAUGAGGGAGGUUUUGGCAGUGUAUCAAAGGCAAUUUGGAAUUCGGGAUAUAUAAUUGAUUUCAACAAAAAGCAAAGAAAAUUGGUUCGAGCAGGACCAAGCCUUGUUGCACUGAAGACUUUAUUCAAAUCAAGUGAUGCAAAUUUGGAUAUUAUUCAAGAAAUUUUGGGAGAAUGGGAUUAUCGUGCUCUUCGAAAUGAAUUUGAAGAAAAUAUAGAAAAUAGAAAAGUAGAGAAAGCAUCUGAAAUUCACAAAGGCGCAGUGUACAAAAGUAGAUCAAUCUCGAAAAUUAUCGAAGCAGCAGGAGUUGAUGAUAUCACUUCGAUUAACUCUCUAUACAAGCUGCCGGAUGGUAUUUAUUGUUUUUUGAAUUGUCUCUUAAUUCUUCACUCGGGUGUCUGCAUCAUUUUUAAAAUCGGGUUAUUUCGGGUCAAACUUUUGGUAUUGUACACGGACGAUGAAAUAGCAGAUACGGACAUGUGCUAG
Molecule: messenger RNA, 723 nt
Organism: Ambispora gerdemannii
Lineage: Eukaryota; Fungi; Glomeromycota; Glomeromycetes; Archaeosporales; Ambisporaceae
Source: the annotation of a GenBank genome assembly